This is a messenger RNA of Triticum turgidum subsp. durum (durum wheat), 1926 nucleotides long. Lineage: Eukaryota; Viridiplantae; Streptophyta; Magnoliopsida; Poales; Poaceae. The record is from the annotation of a GenBank genome assembly.
AUGAUGAUGCUGCGUGAGUGCAGGAGGCUCAACGAGGGGCUACCAAUCUACGCAUACCGCAGAAAGAUUCUCAAUCACAUUUUCAAUAAUCAGGUUAUGAUCUUAAUUGGGGAAACUGGUUCUGGGAAAAGCACACAACUAGUUCAGUUUCUUGCUGACUCGGGUCUUUCUGGUAAUGAUUCAAUUGUCUGUACGCAACCUCGGAAAAUUGCUGCUUUAUCAUUGGCACACAGAGUAGAUGAAGAAAGCAAGGGCUGCUAUGCGGACAAUUUUGUGUCGUCAUAUUCAAGCUUUUGGAAUGAUCAAAAUUUCAGUUCGAAGAUUAUAUUUUGCACAGAUAGUUGUCUUUUAUAUCACUGUAUGAAUGAUGCGGACCUGAAUGGCAUUUCCUAUAUCAUUGUUGAUGAAGCUCAUGAAAGAAGCUUGAACACCGAUCUUCUCUUAGCUUUGAUCAAAAAGAAGCUGCUUGAUAGGUUGGAUUUGCGACUCAUUAUAAUGUCUGCCACUGCUGAUGCUAAUAGACUUGCUGAAUACUUUUAUGGCUGCCAAACAUUCCAUGUGAAAGGGAGAAAUUUUCCUGUUGAAAUUAAAUAUGUACCUGAUGUAUCAGUUGAUGCUUCUUUCAAUAUUGUGCCAAACUCUUUGCGUGGUCCUUGUGCUGCUGCUUCUUAUGUCAAUGAUGUUAUAAGGCAGGUAAGCAUCAUCCACAAGAAUGAAGAAGAGGGUGCCAUCCUUGCUUUCUUGACAUCCCAGCUAGAAGUUGAAUGGGCCUGUGAAAAUUUCACCGAUGCAAGUGCGGUGGUACUUCCUAUGCAUGGAAAGCUUUCCCCUGUGGAACAGAGUCGUGUUUUCAAAAGCUAUUCUGGAAUGAGAAAAAUUAUCUUCUGCACCAAUAUAGCUGAAACAUCACUUACUAUAAAAGAAGUGAAGUAUGUUGUUGAUUCUGGACUGGUCAAGGACAGCAGAUUUGUGCCUAGCAGUGGUCUUAAUGUUCUGAAAGUCAAUUGGAUUUCCCAAAGUUCAGCUAAUCAACGCGCUGGCCAGGCAGGUCGAACGGGAGUGGGGAAGUGUUAUAGGCUUUACUCCGAAGCCGACUUCAGUAUGAUGGAACUGCAUCAAGAACCUGAAAUCCAAAAAGUUCAUCUUGGCACUGCUGUUCUAAGAAUACUUGCUUUGGGUGUUAAAGAUGCACAGAAUUUUGAGUUUGUUGAUGCCCCAAAUCCAGAAGCGAUCAAUAUGGCUGUGAAGAACCUUGAACAGUUGGGUGCUGUCAAAUGUAAUUGUAAUUGCUAUGAGCUGACUGAUACUGGACGCCACUUGGUCAAAUUGGGAAUUCAGCCAAGGCUUGGAAAAAUUAUGCUUGAUUGCUUUGGUUUUGGUUUGAGGAAGGAAGGUGUAGUUUUAGCUGCUGUUAUGGCAAAUUCUAGCAGCAUCUUUUGUAGAGUGGGCACUGAUGAGGAGAAACACAAAGCUGACCUUCAGAAAGUCCGUUUGUGUCACCAAGAUGGAGAUCUGUUCACUCUACUCGCUGUUUAUAAGAAAUGGGAGGAUGGGCAUGAGAACAGGAAUAUGUGGUGUUGGCAGAACAGCAUCAAUGCCAAAACCAUGAGGAGGUGCCAGGAAACUAUAUCAGAACUUGAAAAUUGUCUAAAGCAUGAGUUGAAAAUUAUAAUCCCAAGUUAUUGGUGUUGGAAUCCUGAGGCUCCCAGCGAGCAUGAUAAGUUGCUAAAAAGAAUUAUCUUGUCAUCUCUUGCAGGUAAUCUUGCUAUGUUUUUAGGACAUGAAAGGUUUGGUUACCAGGUGAUUUCAACAGAUCAGAUUGUGAACCUUCAUCCCUCAUGCUCAUUGCUCAAUUAUGGUACCAAGCCAGAUUGGGUGGUCUUUUCAGAAAUCUUAUCCGUCCAAAUCAAUAUCUGGUAUGCGUAA